AUGCGAAAGGAGGAACCACUGGGCGACUCUGGCAUCGGGACAAAUGGAAGAAUUUCUGGCGCCCACUCCACCAGUUCGAAGACCAACGGUAGUCAAGGUGAUCAAGCACCAGAAUCACCGCCUAACAGAAAUCCAACACCGUCAUACAACAACCCUGCUAUAAUUCGAGGAUGUUCAUCGUGUGAAACUUCUGCAAAAAUCGAAAGCUUGAUCAAGCACAACGUUACCAAUUACAGAUUUGUACUCAACAAAUAUUUAAUUUCUAAAAGUGGAACGCUCACCAACUUCUGA
Necator americanus (New World hookworm) is the source of this 291-nucleotide messenger RNA. RefSeq lists its product as uncharacterized. The record is from RefSeq and is a predicted model, not a curated record. Lineage: Eukaryota; Metazoa; Nematoda; Chromadorea; Rhabditida; Ancylostomatidae. The transcript is spliced from 2 exons. The coding region runs from base 1 to 291 and encodes 96 amino acids.